Messenger RNA from Beauveria bassiana ARSEF 2860, 396 nucleotides. RefSeq lists its product as uncharacterized. The record is from RefSeq and is a predicted model, not a curated record. The transcript has 4 exons. Lineage: Eukaryota; Fungi; Ascomycota; Sordariomycetes; Hypocreales; Cordycipitaceae. The coding region runs from base 1 to 396 and encodes 131 amino acids.
AUGUCGUCCUCCAUCACCAUUCCCACACGCCGCAGCAACGAUGGCCUCUGUGACCCCAAGGCCUUGUCCAGCUCCUCAGACAGCUCUUACUCAGACUCCCCGUCAUCCGCUACAUCCACUCCGUCAUCGGCUACCAAGGCCCUUCACAGCCGUCGACCAAGCCUGCUGAGCUCCGCCCUCUCCAUGGAGAAGACGACCGUCAUCAACAUCGGUGACCCUGAUGGUCCUCCCCGUCUUAUUACCUACCUCUCCUCUAGUCAGGGUUUCGACUGGAAUCCCGAAAUCUUCCUCCCCUCGUACCUCGACUGCGACUACGUUCCCCUCGAGAAUCGACGAGAGCCGGUCCAUGAGAUCCGCCUUAGCGACGAAGAGCUGCGUAAUAUGCUACCCCAAUAA